Messenger RNA from Metschnikowia bicuspidata var. bicuspidata NRRL YB-4993, 2310 nucleotides. It is a transcript of the gene CTA8, whose product is annotated as stress-responsive transcription factor. Gene Ontology annotation, molecular function: sequence-specific DNA binding; DNA-binding transcription factor activity. The record is from RefSeq and is a predicted model, not a curated record. Gene Ontology annotation, biological process: regulation of DNA-templated transcription. NCBI's taxonomy places the organism in Eukaryota, Fungi, Ascomycota, Pichiomycetes, Serinales, Metschnikowiaceae. The transcript has a single exon. The coding region runs from base 133 to 1953 and encodes 606 amino acids.
CUCUUCCCGCGUAAUCGCGAUACACAUAAGUCCUCCACGACCAGUGAAAAUCUUCACACGGUCAUCCCCCAACUUAGGCUGCUAUCUAGUUACUUAGAUUCUGCACCACCAAAUUUUCCAUUUAUUUUCACCAUGUCAUUCGCCAGUAAGGAAAAUGACAACGAUAAUGACAUACACGUGAUUUCGAGAGACACGAACGACUUUGCUCACCCGGAACAUAUGGACACUCCUAGUUUUAUACAAUCGCUUGAUUUACCUACACCCACAAAUAAUCUGCUUUUCGAUAAUUUCAACCCCGAUCUCGAGAGCCAACUACACAACGACCAGCUUAGCGCAAAUAAUGCUCAUUCUUUUCAAGAUUCACCCUCGCUCGCCCCGUUGACUGAUUUUGUUAGUCAUGAUGUCCAACUGCAAAAAGAUUUCCAGCCUGAACACCAAACUUCUUACACAGGUGCUUUGACAAAGCUUGAUCAUCUGCUCCCCCCGCUUCCUCAGCUUUCUGAACCUGUGAUACCUCCUAAUCUCCAACUACAAAAUCAUGCUUCACUUCCAGAGUAUCUUCAGGGAAACACGAGCAUUUCCAAUAGGCCUCAGCCGUUACUUCUAGCAGGUAAAAGGAAGAAGGAGACACAGGUACCAAAAACUCGUCCUGCGUUUGUCAUGAAGAUAUGGUCCAUGGUAAAUGACCCUAACAAUCAUGAUAAUAUACGAUGGAACGAAGAUGGAGAGACAUUUCAAGUAGUCCAUCGUGAGGAGUUCAUGAAGAACAUUCUCCCGAAGUACUUCAAGCACAAUAAUUUUGCAUCUUUUGUCCGUCAGCUCAACAUGUAUGGAUGGCACAAGAUCCAGGAUAUAAAUAGUGGGUCAAUGAAGGACGACAGGAACCAGGAGGAGGUACUUCAGUUCAAGAAUCCCUACUUUAUAAGGGGAAGAGAAGAUCUUCUUGAUAACAUUGUACGCAACAAGACCGGGGGGAAUGAAGAUACACUGGAUGUCAACCUGCUAAAUCUUCAAUAUGUCAUGAAUGAGAUUGACCUGAUUAAGAUGAAUCAACUUGCUAUCUUGGAGGACAUGAGGAGAAUGCGCAAGGACAACCAAGUCUUAUGGAGCGAGAGCUUUACUGCAAGAGAUCGCCACCAAAAACAAUCGCAAACUUUGGAGAAGAUCAUGAAGUUCUUGGCUGCUGUGUACGGCAACUCGGCAGGUAAAAUAUUCGAGGUUGAGGACAAUAACUUUAGCAACCAACAAGUGUCUGCUUACAACAAUACUACAGCAAAACCAAGCUUUGCAUCCCCAGGACCAGCACCCGUCUCAAAGCCUAGAUUGAUGUUGAUGGACCAAGCGUAUCGGAGAACGAGUGCUUCCACUUCGAAAUCUCCUUCUAUGGCUUCAAUAGGAAAGGAUUCUGUUGAAGAAAUCACGCGGAAUACGCCCCAGUUUCAAAACACCCCAGAAAGUUCAGCAAACGCAAACAGAAUAUACCAGCAAAUCAUGAACCCGGAAUCAGCAGGCGUGUCGUCACCUGGCCAAUUUUUCCCUGAGUUGAGCGGCUCCUUUCUUAACACCAAUCAGCGGCAGCACGAGAAUUCGAGUGGAGCACAUCAUCAACAAGAAGAACAGCUCCAGGGUCUCGAAGACAAUAUCGUUAAGCAAGGCCAGGCACUACUGCAAGUUCAGGACUGGAUCCAGGCCUUAGCAAGUAGACAGCAGCAACAACAGGAACAGAUUCACCAGCAACAGCAAAACCAGAGGAGCCCCGGAAAUCUGCCUGCAGACGGGAACCUAGAUGACUUUGAUGUUGAUGAGUUUUUGGAUAAUGGCUCGUUGAAUAUUCAACAUCAAGCCUCGGCUCCACAUGGGAACCCAAUUGCGCCUGAAUAUCUGGCGGGCAAGCGUGUCAUUGAACAGGUUGAGAAUGAUAACAUCCAGAGAUCGAAGAGGAAAAGAAUAUAGUCGCAAGAAAUGAUUGAGAUAAUGAAUUUAUAUGUAGACUGUAUUCAUAAUCAACGAAUUUAACGCCUUGGACAGAUAAGUUAGUUUUUUCUUGUGAAUGAAAAACGAACAUCAUCAUCAUCUUCAUCAUCAUCAAGUCUCAGCUCAACGAUAGCUUGUCGACCACUAACCGUGAUAUCAUGUAGACUAGUUGGUGAGACAUCUUUUGCAUCGUCGCGUUUCGACAGAAAUUGAAAUACUUCAUCCGCGAUUUCCCUCUCGUUAUCGGAAACCUCAUUCACGAAAAGUUGUACGGUCUCAGGCUGAUACCCCCGCACAUCUUCCAUUUCUGCCUCGAAAUCAUUUUCUAGUUUUUCU